Messenger RNA from Sarcophilus harrisii (Tasmanian devil), 4594 nucleotides. RefSeq names its product transmembrane protein 259 (gene TMEM259). Gene Ontology annotation, cellular component: endoplasmic reticulum. Gene Ontology annotation, biological process: positive regulation of ERAD pathway; response to endoplasmic reticulum stress. The transcript has 11 exons. Lineage: Eukaryota; Metazoa; Chordata; Mammalia; Dasyuromorphia; Dasyuridae. The record is from RefSeq and is a predicted model, not a curated record. The coding region runs from base 391 to 2622 and encodes 743 amino acids.
CGCGGUGGCUCAUGGGAACAGAGUAUGCAAAAUAGGUUUUGGUUCGGCCCCGCCUGGGAGGUUGGGAUGGGAGAAGAAACCGGGAGAGGGGAAAGGGAGGAGGAGGCCGGCUGAAGGGCGGGGCCGUUCCUCCAGUGUCCCAGGAUUCCCUGCGGGCGGAGGCGUCUCGUCAGCAGGGCCGCGGUCGCGGCGGCGGAGGCGACGAAUGGUGGCCUGUAGGGAUCCGUGAGGAGGCGGCGGCGCGGCCGGAGCAGGAGGAGUGAAGGCGGCCGGAGCGAGGGGCGGGGGCGGGGGCGAGCACCCGGCGGGAGCGCGGCGGCCCGGGAGGGGUCCAAUGGCGGCUGGGCCGCCGGCCCCGCGAGCCCCGGCCUUCUAGCGGCCCAGCGCAGGAUGUCGGAGCACCCGCCGCCGCCGGCGGCCCCGCCCGGCCCCGGGAACACCCCGGGCAGUGGCCCGGCCAAUUCAGCCGCGGGCGCCGGGCCCGGACCGGGGGGGGCGGCGGCCGGAGGCGGUGGGGCCGGGACCCCCCGCGGGCCGCGCACCCCCAACCUCAACCCCAACCCCAACCCGCUCAUCAACGUGCGCGACCGGCUCUUCCACGCGCUUUUCUUCAAGAUGGCCGUGACCUACUCGCGCCUCUUCCCCCCAGCCUUCCGCCGCGUCUUCGAGUUCUUCGUGCUACUCAAGGCACUCUUUGUGCUUUUCAUCUUGGCCUAUAUCCACAUUGCCUUCUCUCGCACCCCUAUUAAUUGUUUGGAACAUGUGCGAGACAAGUGGCCCAGAGAUGGUAUCCUCCGAGUAGAAAUUCAACACAACUCCAGCCGGGCUCCCAUCUUCCUCCAGUUUUGUGAUGCUGAGAGCUUCCCAGGCAUGGUGAUAGAGUCUGAGGAAGAAGAGGAGGAGGAAGAAGAAGAUGAAAUGACAGUAGAGAUGUUUGAGAACAGCUCAAUCAAGUUUGAGCUGGACAUUGAACCAAAGGUGUUCCUGAAGCCUUCCCGGGUGAGCAACCCUGAAGCAUUGACCCAGAUGGCCAAGAAUCAAAGCCAGGAGCUUUCCUUCACUGAGGCGACGACUAAAGUAUGGCCCCAAGAAGAGUACAUAGUGGAGUAUUCCCUGGAGUAUGGAUUUUUACGAUUGUCUCAGAGCACUCGGCAGCGCCUCAGCAUCCCAGUCAUGGUGGUGACGCUAGAUCCUACGAGGGAUCAGUGCUUUGGAGACCGAUUUAGCCGUUUGCUCCUGGACGAAUUCUUGGGUUAUGAUGAUGUUUUGAUGUCCAGUGUGAAAGCCCUAGCAGAAAAUGAAGAGAACAAGGGUUUCCUGCGCAAUGUUGUAUCUGGAGAGCACUAUCGCUUUGUCAGCAUGUGGAUGGCAAGAACUUCCUAUCUGGCUGCUUUUGUCAUUAUGGUCAUAUUUACUCUGUCAGUCUCGAUGCUCCUGCGGUAUUCACACCACCAGAUUUUUGUCUUUAUUGUGGACCUCCUACAGAUGUUGGAGAUGAACAUGACGAUCGCCUUCCCCGCUGCACCCUUGCUCACAGUGAUUUUGGCUCUCGUCGGUAUGGAAGCCAUCAUGUCUGAGUUCUUCAACGACACAACGACUGCGUUCUACAUCAUCCUCAUCGUGUGGCUGGCCGACCAGUACGAUGCCAUCUGCUGCCACACCAACACCAGUAAGAGGCACUGGCUGAGGUUCUUCUACUUGUACCACUUUGCUUUUUAUGCUUAUCACUACCGAUUCAAUGGCCAGUACAGCAGUUUGGCCCUCGUCACUUCUUGGCUCUUCAUCCAGCAUUCCAUGAUCUACUUUUUCCAUCAUUUUGAGUUGCCAGCCAUCCUCCAGCAGAUCCGCAUCCAGGAAAUGUUGUUGCAGAACCAGCAGAUCGGCCAGGGCACCCAAACAGCCCUACAGGACAAUCUCAACAAUAACACUGCAGCCACGACGAUGGCCCCUGGGAGUCCCAGGCCCUCUCUACAGAAUGGGAGCAAUAGCCAGUCAGCCCCCGGGGAGGGGUCUGGCCCCACCUCCGCCUCAGUAGGAGGCGAACUGAACUGGAUGGCUGAGACAGCCACCAUCUUCACGGACCCUUCAUUUCUCUCUGAUCUGAGCGCCUCCCUCCUAGAGCAGAGAGCAGGACACGGAGCCCUGGCCAACGGAAGUCCCUCCAGUGUCCCAGUCACCGCCACCUCCCCUGGCCUAGUUGCCCAAAUCCGAGUUAGUGAGAGCCCCGGAGCCACCACUAGCUCUAUCACCAUUGAGGUGACAUCAGCAACAUUGGUCACCCCCCAGGCAGAAGGUACAACCCCUGAGCCUCCUGCCUCCUCCCCGGCCCACUCCUCGGGCACCCCCGAGCCUCCUGCCUCCUCCCCGGUUCACCUCUUGGGUACCCCUGAGCCGGCUGCUCCCCUUGCUGAUCAGACUAGGGCCAGUUCACUCUCACUGGGGGGCCAGGACACGAUCAGCGGCUCUGAGAAUAGUGCCCCCAAGGUCCUUGCCCGAGGCCCUACCUCAGACAAAUGUGUGAGCCCAGACCUUCAGGCCACACAGGGGAGCCAUCCUGGUUCCACAGACAGCAGCACCCCCUCCCACAUGCUUUCAGAAGCAGAGUUGAGGAGCCCCUCUUGAGCUCUCUUACACAUCCUUGAUAGGGCAGAGGGAAUCUCUCUGUUCCUGUCAGACACUGGCUCUCUUUUUCCCCAACCAGAUUCAGAUGAAUUUUUAAAAUUAUUUUUAAACCCACUGAGUGAAGGCAGCUUGGGCCUUAACUCCCCAGGGGCAGUUGGUCCCAGCUGUUUCCCCCUAGGCUCCACGGGAAGAUGUGUGUGACCUGACCUCCGCCAUCUCCAGAGCAGCUGGUUUCUUUGUCCAACUCCUGGCCUAAAUCUGGGGGGCUUCCUUGCACCACUAUUCUUGGGUUUCUUUUUCCCCUUCUUUUGUCUGGGAAUGUGCUCCUGCCUCCCCUUCUGGAUGCCGGACUUUAUUGGAGCUCAGGAUAGAAGCUCCCCAUAUCCUUGCUUUGUGCAGACGUGUCCUGUUCCUGGUGAUUUCAGCUCUUCUUCCCUUCUGGGGCAGGUGGCUUUUUUCACAAGAGAGCUAUUUUUUUCCCCUUUGAUUGGAGGAGCCCUGGAGGGGAGACCUCUCUACUCAGUCUCUGGGAAUUGUUAGAAUUGGGUUUCGUCUACCACCAUGAGCUCAGCGUCUUCUCGGUCCUCCAAGGCAGCAAGAGCUAGGGCUGUGGUGUGGGGCUUGGAGAAGUGCCAAGGGUGGGGAAAGGGCAGGAGGAAGAUGCCCCGUUGGGACCUAGUGAGGGUUGGGUGAGGCAGACUAGGAGGGGUCUGGUUUGGCCCCUACACUGGCCUAGUAGGAGCAGACAAAAGGUCCAGGAAGAGAUGGAGUUGUACAUCUCCAUGGAGAGAGCGCCUUUGGCAGCCCCUUUUAUCCCUCCCACUCCCAGCUGGUCCCCUCCUAAAGCCCCAGAUGAAGAGAAUUGGUCCCUAAGCGAUCAGCGAUGGUUGAGAGUAGAUUUGGCUUGGGGCUGAAAUGCAGAAAUUUGGAGCAAAAGGCCAAGAGCUGCGAAGGCCAGCCUUCAGCCAGCAUGCACACACAGGGCCAGGAAGGAGAGGAGUGAGACCUUCGGCAUGGAACCUUACUGGCCGCUGCUUCUCCCUCUCCAUCUUCCCUCCACAGGCGUCUCUGCUUGGUGCUUGGAGCUCAGUGCCUUUUCUUGGGCCUGGAGGGUGGCUUAUUCUCCCUGCCUCCUCCUAGCUGGAGCCUGACUUUCCCAGCAACUUUUUAAGGAGAAAAUCUGCAAGAGUCCUGUGGAAGUAGUGGCAGUUCCAGGGUGAGCCUGGGAUUUUCUACCCAGUGGAAGCAGUAUGGUGCCCGCAGGCCAUUUCUUCGCUCUCUGGGGAGUACCUGAUUACUCUGAAUAAAGCAGUUGCUUCCCGACAGCUGAAAGGGGGCAGUUGAGGCAAAGGCUACCCUGCUGCUGCUCAGGAGUCCCUAAAGUGGCCUGAGAAGAGAAAGUGAGAGACCGGGUGUGUGCAGAACUCUAUAGUGAGGGUGGGGAAAAGGCAUCCCCAGACCUGUAGAACUGAGCACCAUGUGAAGCCAGUGAGUGACAGCCAUAAGGAAUCUUGUUCAUUUGAGGCAGAAUGUGACUUGAGGUGUCCCCGUGUAUCCUGUUCCCCACCCUGUACCUGCUUACAGAGCUGUACCUGGCAAAAUUUUCUAUGUAUAGGGGAAAUGUAUGAGUGAGUAUCAUGGCUCUGGGAACCAGAAUUCAGUGGGAAAACUGGUCUCCCCGGCUCGGGAAAUGGACUUGAACAGUUUCUGGGUCCCAACCUCCACCAGUCAAAAGCAAUGAAAGAUUAUGGGGAGUUGGGAGGGCAGUCUCCUGUCCAGAUCCCUCCUGCUGCUGCUUUGGAAAUUGACUUGCUCUCUCUGGACCAACGUGAGAGCUUUGGACAACAAGCCGGAGGUGGAGUAAAUCAACCAAAUCACUUGGUGAGGAAUGAAAAAUAAAAAAUUCAUUCCAUUCUAUUUAAUUGUAAUGUACAAAAAUUGUGUUUGUAUAUAUAAUAAAUAGUCUAUCUAA